Messenger RNA from Thunnus maccoyii (southern bluefin tuna), 1727 nucleotides. It is a transcript of the gene rasl11b, whose product is annotated as RAS-like, family 11, member B. NCBI's taxonomy places the organism in Eukaryota, Metazoa, Chordata, Actinopteri, Scombriformes, Scombridae. Bases 193 to 939 code for a protein of 248 amino acids. Gene Ontology annotation, molecular function: GTP binding; GTPase activity. The record is from RefSeq and is a predicted model, not a curated record. The transcript is spliced from 4 exons.
UGCAGCAGUGCCCGCGGAUCCCUCUUCCUCCUCCUUCGUGUAUUUUAACUCUACUGAGAGACACAGGACUCACUUCACCGAUUUCAUCUGAAGAUUUUGUCCACAAGCUUUAAAAGAUUUGAGAAAAGAAGAUAGUUUUGUCUUCAUUUUGCUUUUUUUUGAACGGAAUUGACAAACGGACAGUAAAAAAAAAUGCGUCUGAUCCAGAACAUGACGACCAUAGCGGAGUACGCAGCACCUGAAUGCUCGGUCCCCAACCGGGUCAUUAAAAUAGCUGUGAUAGGAGGCAGCGGAGUUGGGAAAACAGCGCUCGUAGUGAGAUUCUUAACGAGACGCUUCAUCGGAGACUAUGAGAGAAACGCUGGUAACCUCUACUCCAGAGAAGUCCAAGUGGAUGGAGAACAAGUGACCAUCCAGGUUCAAGACACCCCUGGUGUUGAGAUGGCAGAUAAUGGAAUCAGUCUACCUGAUCAUGUGACCUGCUCCAUCCAGUGGGCUGAUGCAGUUGUGCUUGCAUACUCUGUGACAGACCGCCGCAGCUUCGACCUCAUCGAUCAGUUGCACCAGCUGGUUGUUCGUGUCGGCGGCGCCAAUAUGCCCCCGGUCAUCCUGCUGGCCAACAAGGCAGACCUGCUGCACCUGAGGCGUGUCGACUCCCAGCAGGGGCCUUUGCUGGCAGGAACGCUGGGCUGCUCUUUCUACGAAGUAUCUGCUAGUGAGGACUACAGCCAGGUGCACGGGGCUUUCCACAGGCUGUGCUGCCAGCUAGCCAAGCAGCCGCCGCCCGCACCCAACUCCUCGCACAACUCUGCCAGCGCUGCCACAGAGAAGAGGCGCUCGCCCCUCAUCCCCAGGCCCAAGUCUCCCAACAUGCAAGAUCUGAAGAGGCGUUUCAAGCAAGCGCUGUCAGCAAAAGUCAGGACUGUCACCUCGGUGUGAGGAGGGUGAAAAAAUGACAGUGGUCCAAGGUGGCCGCAGACAGAAUGAAAGCAUUGAAGGUGGAAGAGAAAUGAGGACAGAGAAGAUGCUUCUCAACUGAUGUCCUGUACCAGUAAGGCUGAAGAAGGCGGCUGUGAGAUGAACAGUGGUAGGUUCUGUAAAGCAGGAGGUAGAUGAAUCUUUACAGAGUUAAUGACCUCUAGGUGGACAGGUAUCUAUCCUUGUCAGACACCAUGUAUGAGGAGAAGCCGUGAGGAGGUUCAUCAACUGUUCAGGAGUAGAAAAGACACCAGAGAACACAGAGGCAGCCGUCUGAGGCCAACUGAAUCCCAGACAUCCUGCAUAUAAACUCUGAAACUGUUAAUCAAGCUCUCCUGGCAACAGCAGCUCUGAAGGACUCUUCUACUUAUUUUUAGCUGUGCUGCCUAUUGUGGCUGUUCUUUUUCCAGACUGCCACAACAUGGCACCACUAAAUGCUGGUAUUAUUAUACCAGACACUUGAGCCAGGGCUCUGUGCAGCAGCAUAUGUGUGUAUGUGUGUACUCAGUCUCUUGUAUGUCAAUAUUUGCAGUAUAUUUUUUACAUGAUCCAGAAAUAUUAUUGUGCAUGAUGGAGUGAUGAGUGGAGGGGGGAAGGGGGAGGGGGUGGUAGCGGGGCAGCAGACACCGUAUGUAGCAUGUGGCGGUUAUUAUCACUGAUGCACUUUAAACAGGAAUAGUCCAAAAGGGCCUAUUGUUAUUUAUUUGUUGGAAAAUCACAUUUUGUUCACAAUAAAAUGAUGAAUUGGA